CGUUGCAUUGAUUCACCAAGCUUGUUCAAUAUUCUUCCACAGCACUUCACCUAUGCUGUCACCAUAAAACUCACCAUCCCAUACAUCCCAUACUCUCGGCAACAGCCACUACUGCCACCAUGCGCUUGACCGCUGAGCUCAUUCAAAGUUCCCUAACAUAUAUCAAUCCACUCACAGAUCGUGAGUUGGAUCUCCGAGGUCACAAGAUCCCCACAAUUGAGAACUUGGGUAUUGCCAAAGAUCAAGAUGCGAUCGACUUCACCGAUAAUGACAUCUCCUCCCUCGGAAACUUCCCCCACUUCCCUCGCCUCCGCACCCUCCUCCUCGCCCGCAACCGUAUCAAUCACAUCCAACCGGCACUCGCAACUUCAGUGCCUAACCUGACGACUCUGGUCCUGACUGCAAACAAUGUGUCCGAACUUGCCGACCUAGAUCCGCUGCGGACCUUGGGACGGCUGACGCACUUGUCCCUCCUGCAAAACCCGGUGACACGCAAAGAGAACUACCGCUACUGGACUAUCUGGCGCAUUCCCUCCGUCCGCUUCCUUGACUUCCAGAAAGUAACCGACGCUGAGCGCGCCACGGCUAAAGAGCUCUUUGGCACCUACGAGGAACCCUCGUCCCUCGCAUCCAAGAUUCUGGGUGUCAAGUCCCGCACAUUCGACGUCUCCACCCCGGCUGAACGCAUCCCGGCCGAAAAGGGCGUCCGAGUACAACUCACCGACAAGGAGCGCAAGCGCGUCGAGAAACUGAUUCGCGAUGCGAAGAGUUUGCAGGAGAUUACCAAGUUGGAGAAGGAGCUUAACGAGGGACGGAUACCCGGUGGAGCGGAUGUCGAUGGUGAUGAGGCCAUGCAGAUGUGAGAGAUGAGAUUUGGAUCUCUCUCAUGGGUUGUGUCGCGGAUCAUGAAUAUGCAAUCACGUUUUGUUGUCUUCCUUUUCUUCUCGUCUGGAGCUUAGCUUUCUGGGUUUCUUUUCUGACCAAGCGGGGUUUAGUGUGUAUCAUAUCUGGGUAUUCAUUUAUUCAUGUGCACCUAGUUUGGGAUUGGGAAAAGAUCCCCUAUGAACUGUGGGCAUAUCGAAUCCAAAAGAUCAUUUGGUGCUCCAACAGAAAAUAUCGUGUUAGUCUAUCAGACUGCACCUGGAGUAGCAACGAGAUAUCCUAGAAAUGAUUGAGCCUAGAUGUUCGCCUGCCGGCU
Messenger RNA from Penicillium samsonianum, 1198 nucleotides. It is a transcript of the gene lea1, whose product is annotated as U2 snRNP complex subunit LEA1. Gene Ontology annotation, cellular component: U2 snRNP. Gene Ontology annotation, biological process: mRNA splicing, via spliceosome. Gene Ontology annotation, molecular function: protein binding; U2 snRNA binding. Bases 120 to 863 code for a protein of 247 amino acids. The transcript has 4 exons. NCBI's taxonomy places the organism in Eukaryota, Fungi, Ascomycota, Eurotiomycetes, Eurotiales, Aspergillaceae. The record is from RefSeq and is a predicted model, not a curated record.